Molecule: messenger RNA, 3855 nt
Organism: Linnemannia hyalina
Lineage: Eukaryota; Fungi; Mortierellomycota; Mortierellomycetes; Mortierellales; Mortierellaceae
Source: the annotation of a GenBank genome assembly
AUGGGAAACUCGCCCUCGACCCCUUCCGGUCAGUCCGACUCCUCAUCCAGCAAACCCAAUAAACAAGGAACAGCAACAGCAACAACAACCACACCGCCCUCAACAAACGCUGUGACCGCAGGAACAGGCGGCGGCAACAGUGGACCAGCACGAGGCACUCAUUCAAACAUUCCCAUCCAACCCUCCGCUGUUUCUUCUACUUCUACUUCUAAUCCUCCAUCUCGAAAUCACAUCCCAAUACCUUACAUCCCUUCCACCCAGCACCGACCAGCACCACCAGCCCAGCCCGCUCAACCAAGACCUACCAGCGCCCAGCAGCAGCAACAACAACAGCAACAACAACAACAACAGCGGCUACAACAGCAGCACCAACAAGCACAACAGCAACAACAACAACAUCAACAGCAGCGUAUUACUCCGCCCUUCCAGCCGACUUCCUAUCAGCAACAAAGUAAUAUUAAUACCCAGGGCCAGUCAAGACCGCCACAGCCUGAUUCGAUGUCUGGGUUCCGCCCAAUGAGAAACGGCCGUGAAUCCUCUUCGUCGUCCCAGUCAGCAGCAGCAGCAGCAGCAGCCGCCGCCGCCGCUGCUGAGGACGAGAUCCCGACCAUUGUCCUGCAGGAGCAGAUGGAGUCAAUGCUGGUAGAUAUGACCGCCGCCGAGUUCCGAGUCAGGGAGUUGCGAGAGGAGCUCGAUACCUUUGAAAGUCACCCCAUCUUCUCGUCCAUGAUGCUCGCCUGGUUCCUGUCUUUCAACUUGAGCGAGUACAACCACAACCGUAUCGAGGACCUCAAGCGGGAUGCCCUCAAAGCCUGGCAGCCCGUGCUCAAUAGUUUUAUGGAGGGGGGCGCUUCCGACAACCUGACUGAGAUUGACGUUCGACUGUUCGAGUCUAUCAUCCAGGAUAUCAUCUCUCACGCCGACAUGAUUGCGGGAUCGAACGAGUCACCAGAGGACCUAAUUCUGAACCUCAAACGAAUCGCCCACACAGAACUCGACCAUGCCCGCCGAAGCCUGGAACAGAACAGGAUAGCUUUCCAGGAAUGUCAAAUCACCCUCCAGGCAAGAGGCGUGGUUCCGGCUGCUGUUCUCGAGAUGCAGCGUUCAAUGGAGGAGGAUACGAGGCGGGAGCAGGAAGCCAAGCGCGCCCAGGAACAGCGGCAGAGGGAGAUUGUUGCCGAGCGACAAAACGCACUUGCGGCUGAACGUCAGCGGGAACGACAGAGACAGCAGGAGGAGGAAGAAGAGAGGCUGAGGCGGGAACGAGAGCGUGAAGAAAUGCAGAGGAGGGACCGAGAACGUGAAGAGAAACAAAGGCGUGACAGAGAACGCGAGCUGGAACGGCAACGGCGGGAACGUGCUGAGGAAGAGAUUCGUCACAAGGCAUUGGCCGCUGCCAGGGACAAGGUUGCUCGUCCAGCAUCCUCUAAUACGCCCUCAUCGACCCAUGCUGCAGGCCAUAUGGUUGGACGUCCAAAAGCAUCCUCAGUGUCUGUGCCAGGCUAUGACCCCAACUUUCAAAAGAGGAUGCACGCAGAGUCAUCAGCCGUGUAUGCCCUCAACAUUUCCGAGGAAGAGACGGUGAUUGGCGACUCUCCGGUUCAGGCAGAACACUUGGCGCCAUACGCUCAAUACAACUCAAAUCGACUUAGUCAUCAUGGUGCUUACUCUUCCUCGGCUGGGCAUGUUCAUGGCACAGACGAGGGUGAAGUUCCCUCCACGCCACUCUUGAGGCGCAAUCGCCCUGUCAAGAUGUCAGAACCUGCCGUUCCAGGCGCUGCAGGAAUGGUCUCCACCUCAGGAGUCGAUUCAAAUGUCACUCCCAACAACCAGUAUGGCUACCCCAACAAGAACUCGACUAUGCCUCAACACCAGCAUCACGCGGACUCAUCAGGGCAAUAUGUCAACCAUGCCGCGAAUCAAGCUGGAUACCAAGGCCAGGGACCUGAGACGCAGAUGCAGAUGCAGAUGCCGAUGCCUCUUCCCUACGAGUACAAUGGUCAUACCAACAACCAGCCCCAGGAUAUGUCUUACGCCAAUAAGCAGACUCACCAGGCUCAGCAUGUUUCCGAUACCAACCCCGCACUCUAUCCACCCCAGAUUAUUUCGGAGGACGAGCUGAAGAACCGUAUGGCCCUGGAGCAACUCGAGCAGAUCAAGAAGCGCAACGACGAGAUUCUGCGGGACAUUCAGGAGCAGCAGCGGAUUCAUGCCAUCACCAUCCAAAACCUCGAGAUGCAGGGUCAGCACCAACAACAACAACAACAACAACAACAACAGGGUCAACAUUAUCCGACUUACAAUCACCCAGGAGCCUUGCACGAUGGUGGUCAGGAUACACUCCAUGCGCAGGGUCAAUUCCAGCCCCAGACUCCUUACAUGUCCGCCCAAGGGUACCCACCUCCACCCCAACACGUGCAGCAUCAGCAUGGCCACCAGCAAGGAUAUCAAGGCUACCAAGGGGAUUUCGUUGCAGACCAGUCUGGAAUCAUCUACAAUAAUGGAGGAGCGAUGAACGGGCAGGGACAGGAGACUGGUCAUCAAGGCGAUAUGUACAACAACUAUCAGCACUACCAAGGGUACAACCACGGCAACAUGAACUCGAACAACUCGAACUGGAAUGCUCAGCAGCAACAACAACAACAACAACAGCAGCAGCAAUACUCCGGAUAUAUCCAGCAACUACAGCAGCAGCAGCAACAAUACCCCGCCUCGCUUACACCUGCCCAACUCCAACAGCUCCAACAGCAACAGCAAUACCAACAGCAGCUUCAAAUGGAGCCCGAAGGGUCUCCCAAAAAUAGAUAUGCUGGUGACCAUCGCCUCAGUCGUGUCCAGUCGGUGUCUUAUUCAACAUCCCCCUUCGGUCACGAAUACGACUUUGGUCCGGUCGAGGCGAAGGUUGGAGCUGGAGUUGUCAGGAUGCAACAGCCAGUGCAACAGCCAGUGCAACAAUCAGGUCAGCAAUCAGAGCCCGCAAAGAAGCAGAGUCCGCCUGCGACCUCAGUGCAUGAACAUGAGAACGAUGCCAGCUCGGCAAAUGUCUUGCCCCAGAUCAGAGCUAAGCCAGCCAACCUCGCUAACCGUCGAGCGCCUCACGUCAUCUUGUCCGAGGCAGAGCAGGAAGCAGCCGCCAAAGCACUCAAGGAGAUGCAGGAGGAAGAGGAGGCUGAAGUAGGUGUGACCGCGACCGAGGUUUCAGAGGAAACUGUGGUUGAGAGGGAGAUGCCACUGCCGGCCAAGGACAAGGUGUCGGUAGCCAUCCGUCAAUCCUCUCGACCUCAGCCUACCGAGGUUGCCACGUAUGAGGUUGAGCAUGCUGAGGAGGCCCAGAAGGUUGAGAACCAGGGACAGCAGAGAGGCAAUAGUCAAGAGGAAGAGCAGCGCAGAGGCGUGAAUGAGGAGGAUGAUGAAGAGGAGACCCUCCAUCGCAGAGUCCGUAGGAUGCACGUUUCCCCUAAGCCAGUAGUGUACACGCCCAAACCUACUCCUCAGCCUGCGCCCCCAACAUCGCAGGAGCGCAAGGAGCGUCUUGUAACCCCUACCCAAUCACAGGCGGAGACCCCUGUGGCUGCCCCUCGCCCAAGUCCUCGUCCUGCCCCACGGCCUAUUGGAGGCAUGGCUCGUUCCUCUCAAGAACCCCUUUCUGUUGGUGUCAGCGGCCAUCGCGCCGGUAAUGGCGAAUCGUCCGAGGGAGAGAACAUGGCACCCAUGACUCCCACGGAGCCAUCGGUGGAUACCAAGAGGAUGAGCCUUCAUCGCUCCCCAAGCUCGCCACCAGUGGUCCCCAAGAAGCCCCUUGCCCUGCGGAGCCCUCGUAGAAACGACUCGCAGGACGACAACGUCGUAGCCUAG